Melopsittacus undulatus (budgerigar) is the source of this 2410-nucleotide messenger RNA. RefSeq names its product A-kinase anchoring protein 7 (gene AKAP7). Lineage: Eukaryota; Metazoa; Chordata; Aves; Psittaciformes; Psittaculidae. The record is from RefSeq and is a predicted model, not a curated record. Bases 89 to 1327 code for a protein of 412 amino acids. Gene Ontology annotation, molecular function: protein kinase A regulatory subunit binding. The transcript is spliced from 8 exons. Gene Ontology annotation, cellular component: cytosol.
UUCCUGCUCUGCCGGGUGCAGGCGUUUGUGCUGCAUCCCCUCGGCGCCGCGGUGUCCUGGCGGGCAGCCUUGCUCGCCUUCACCGGGCAUGCAGGGGCUGCUGCGGCGGCUUCUCCCACCGCUUUAUGCAGCACGGCCGGCGGCCGCUCGCGCCUUCCUCGCCCGGCGGGCUGUACCCGCGUUCCUGCGCCUCAUGGCGCUGCGGCCGGCGGCGGGAGCCGGAGAAGGAGAAGGCGGCGGCUUCUUAGGCGAAGGCGGCGAGACCCCGGAGCACGGUGAGCUAGAAAAUGUACAGCAAAAGAAAAUCUUUGAAGAGAGUAAGAAAGAGACAAAACAGAUGGAAGAGCCAUAUCCUGCUGAUUCAGUGGACUCUCUGAUGGCAGAAAUGCCAUUUGUCGACACAGAUAUUGAGGAUAAAUUUAUUAUGCACACAACCUCUGAAAUAAAUAUAAAAAAGAAAAGAAAGAGGACUACUGGGAAGGAAAUUGAGGAAGACACUGAGAGAAAGAAGAAAAAGAAAAAACAGCAUAAGCCAAAUUAUUUCAUUUCUCUUCCAAUUACUAAUCCAGAGAUUAAUAGAAGUAUUCAGACUGUCCAAGAUGCAGUAAUACAAAAGGAUCAAAGAUUUUCCAAAGCAAUGGUUCACUCCGGCUCAUUGCAUGUCACCAUGUUCGUGAUGCAUUUAUCCAAUAAAGAAGAAAUUAGCAUAGCAGUUGGUGCUCUUUCAGACAGCAAGGAUUUUAUAGAAGAUCUCCUGAAAGGAAAAACAGUGGAUUUGUCUUUUCAAGGAAUUCAUCACUUCAAAAAUGAAGUUGGAUUUGUGAAGUUGGCAGAAAAUGAUCAUACAGCUAUACUUAAAGAAAUAGCAGAGACUAUGAAGAAGAUAUUUCAAGAAAAGGGCAUCUUGGCAGGAGAAGAAAGAGAUUUUAAACCACAUCUGACCUUCAUGAAGUUGUCAAAAUCCACACCACUACGUAAGCAGGUGAAAAAAAUUGACCCAAGCCUGUAUGAAGAUUUUAAAAGCCAUUAUUUUGGAAAUGAAAUCCUGCACCGCUUAGAUCUUUGCUCCAUGCUGAAAAAAAAGCAACCAAAUGGUUACUACUACUGUGAGUCCUCUAUUGUUUUUGGAAAGAGCCAUGAAGCAGACUUAGUAAAGGAAGCUUUACACAGAGAAACACAGGCCCAGUUAUCCAGACUGAAUCAGAUAAAGGAGCUGUUAUCCAGUCCUGAGAUCCGCAUGAAAAUUAGGAAAGAACUUUUUGAAGACAGGCACAAGUCUAACAGUAAAUGGAAAAGUUGUAUUGACUCUGGAUCUCCAAAUGCAUGAUUAGAAAUUGCCAUGAUGUGAAAUGUCAUCAGGUUGCUUAAAGACAGAAAAUAUUUCUUCAAUGAACUUUCCUUUCUGUUUCUUUUAUACUGAAAAUAUGAAUGGGUGCAAAUGGGUCAUGAGGGAUCAUGCUGGAAUACUUGCACAGAAGGACUAUGUCUCAUAAUGAUGGAGUGCAGUCACUCCUCAGCACUCCUUUGAAACAUGCUUGAAUGUGCAGGUAUAUGUCAUGACUCCAAAGUGGAAAAAUACUUGUUUCCAAUAAAUCUGAGCAAACACUGUGCCCUUCCUUUAUCACUGCGAAUAAUUCAGAUUUUUCUCACAGAUCCCUUCCAUAACAAUGGUAUACAAAUAUUAAAAAAUGGAUGCUUUUAAAUACUUUUAAAUGUGUAUUUGAGAAGAAACUUUUAAUUAUCUGCCUUUUGGAUAUGUACUGGCAUUUUGGGUUAGCAUUGUCUGUUUUUCGGGGUUUUUUUAAAACAGCACUUGGAUACAUGUAUAAAUGCUGACAUGUUUCUGCUGAUGUUUACACUAAUGCAAGAAUGUUUUAAAUUUCUGAAUGAAAUUCAGGCUCCACUAAUCUCAAUGGCAGACUCUCAUUGGCUUUAAUGGAGUCAGGAUGCUGCAAUUAAGAUUUCUCGUGAAAAUAAUAAUUUUCCUUGGGAUAAUACUUGCCUUUUUACUUUUGUAGAACAGUGGGUUUGUAUUUUGUUUCUGAUGUUUCCUCCAUCUCUGCCUUCUGCUGCCUGAGGUGGGGUGUCAGUUUGCUCUCAUUGCUCCCUCCACACACCUGCAAGAUUCACUGAAGCUUUGGAUGUACAACAGUGCAGGAGUAGGUCCAAUAUUUGCAUUUUUUAUAAACAUUGUUUAAAAUUGCCUCUGAUCAUAAAAGCUAUAAAAUAUGUGUUGUGAUUGGUAUCAGAAUUGUGCUGUUCGAACAACUGUGUGCAUAUACUUCGUUGGUCUCAAGCACUGGUCAUUUAUCUCAUGCAUCAGAGCGCUUUUUUCUCAUACAUAACAGUAUAUUCAGAAAUGUUUCAUACAUGCUAUGUUCACAAUAAAGUAUUUUUCUUUUGCACCCUA